Molecule: messenger RNA, 1955 nt
Organism: Mandrillus leucophaeus (drill)
Lineage: Eukaryota; Metazoa; Chordata; Mammalia; Primates; Cercopithecidae
Gene: HDAC3
Product: histone deacetylase 3
Exons: 15
Coding region: 76-1362 (428 amino acids)
Molecular function (GO): histone deacetylase activity
Source: RefSeq, a predicted model, not a curated record
CACGGCUGGGGCGGGGUUGGCGGAGGGUGGCGGGCGGCGGGCGGCGGAGGCGCGGGGCCUGCUCCCGCCGGCACCAUGGCCAAGACCGUGGCCUAUUUCUACGACCCCGACGUGGGCAACUUCCACUACGGAGCUGGACACCCUAUGAAGCCCCAUCGCUUGGCAUUGACCCAUAGCCUGGUCCUGCAUUACGGUCUCUAUAAGAAGAUGAUCGUCUUCAAGCCAUACCAGGCCUCCCAGCAUGACAUGUGCCGCUUCCACUCCGAGGACUACAUUGACUUCCUGCAGAGAGUCAGCCCCACCAAUAUGCAAGGCUUCACCAAGAGUCUUAAUGCCUUCAACGUAGGCGAUGACUGCCCAGUGUUUCCCGGGCUCUUUGAGUUCUGCUCGCGUUACACAGGCGCAUCUCUGCAAGGAGCAACCCAGCUGAACAACAAGAUCUGUGAUAUUGCCAUUAACUGGGCUGGUGGUCUGCACCAUGCCAAGAAGUUUGAGGCCUCUGGCUUCUGCUAUGUCAACGACAUUGUGAUUGGCAUCCUGGAGCUGCUCAAGUACCACCCUCGGGUGCUUUACAUUGAUAUUGACAUCCACCAUGGUGACGGGGUUCAGGAAGCUUUCUACCUCACUGACCGGGUCAUGACGGUGUCCUUCCACAAAUACGGAAAUUACUUCUUCCCUGGCACAGGUGACAUGUAUGAAGUCGGGGCAGAGAGUGGCCGCUACUACUGUCUGAAUGUGCCCCUGCGGGAUGGCAUUGAUGACCAGAGUUACAAGCACCUUUUCCAGCCGGUUAUCAACCAGGUAGUGGACUUCUACCAACCCACGUGCAUUGUGCUCCAGUGUGGAGCUGACUCUCUGGGCUGUGAUCGAUUGGGCUGCUUUAACCUCAGCAUCCGAGGGCAUGGGGAAUGCGUCGAAUAUGUCAAGAGCUUCAAUAUCCCUCUACUGGUGCUGGGUGGUGGUGGUUAUACUGUCCGAAAUGUUGCCCGUUGCUGGACAUAUGAGACAUCGCUGCUGGUAGAAGAGGCCAUUAGUGAGGAGCUUCCCUAUAGUGAAUACUUCGAGUACUUUGCCCCAGACUUCACACUUCAUCCAGAUGUCAGCACCCGCAUCGAGAAUCAGAACUCACGCCAGUAUCUGGACCAGAUCCGCCAGACAAUCUUUGAAAACCUGAAGAUGCUGAACCAUGCACCUAGUGUCCAGAUUCAUGACGUGCCUGCAGACCUCCUGACCUAUGACAGGACUGAUGAGGCUGAUGCAGAGGAGAGGGGUCCUGAGGAGAACUAUAGCAGGCCAGAGGCACCCAAUGAGUUCUAUGAUGGAGACCAUGACAAUGACAAGGAAAGUGAUGUGGAGAUUUAAGAGUGGCUUGGGAUGCUGUGUCCCAAGGAAUUUCUUUUCACCUCUUGGUUGGACUGGAGGGAAAAGGAGUGGCUCCUAGAGUCCUGGAGUGGUCACCCCAGGGCUUUUGCUGACUCUGGGAAAGAGUCUGGAGACCACAUUUGGUUCUCGAACCAUCUACCCCCUUUUCUUCUCUCUCCUAAGGCCUGACAGUGGUACCUCUUAGGGAUGAGAUAUGGACAAGGAUAGCUAUAUGGGACAUUAUUGGCAGUGGGCCCUGGAGGCCAGUCCUUAGCCCCCCUUGUCCCUUAUUUCUUCCCUGCUUCCCUCCAACCCAGAGACUUUGAGGGACGAAUGGGUAGACAAGGACCGAGAUUGUCUCUGACUUCCUCCUCCCCUGAGUUCUGAUUUCCUCCUCCCCUUGCUUCCAGGGAAGAUGAAGAGAGAGGGAUUUGGCAGGGGCUCUGGCUCCCUAACACCUGAAUCCCAGGUGAUGGGAAGUAUGUUUUCAAGUGUUGGGAAGAUACGAAAAUGUUCUGUUCUCACUUUUGGCUUUAUGUCCAUUUUACCACUGUUUUUAUCCAAUAAACUAAGUCGGUAUUUUUUGUACCUUU